This is a messenger RNA of Polypterus senegalus (gray bichir), 11003 nucleotides long. RefSeq names its product serine/threonine-protein kinase WNK2-like. NCBI's taxonomy places the organism in Eukaryota, Metazoa, Chordata, Cladistia, Polypteriformes, Polypteridae. Gene Ontology annotation, molecular function: protein serine/threonine kinase activity; chloride channel inhibitor activity; ATP binding. The transcript has 28 exons. Gene Ontology annotation, biological process: positive regulation of sodium ion transmembrane transporter activity; protein phosphorylation; positive regulation of potassium ion import across plasma membrane. Gene Ontology annotation, cellular component: cytosol; cytoplasm. Bases 798 to 7232 code for a protein of 2144 amino acids. The record is from RefSeq and is a predicted model, not a curated record.
ACGUACGUUUAUGGAAAGAAUGGACAUGACUAAGGCUGCAGGAUUUGAAUUUUUUUAAAACUUAAAAUUCGUUCUGCCCAGUGUUCAGUCUUUUUUACAGUUUUUAAAUUGCAUGCGCAAGAGGAGGAGAGGAGCUGUGGUUCUUUGAAUGAACGGGAGUGGAAUUUUCCUUUCUUCUUUUAACCACAAUUAAACCUGUCAUUAGUCAGUUGAAAAACUAAGUCGGCAGGGGAAAGCAGACAUGAUAACUGGAAUAAGGAUUUUUAAUGAAACGCGUGCUAUUUUUUUAAAAAUCUAAAUGAAAUUGUGGUUUUGUUUGUUCGGCAGUGGAAAGCCUUCAAUCUUUAGAACACAAACAUUUUUAAGGAAGGUGAGACUCGGAGCGCCUCAAUAUUCCAUGCCCUUUUCAUGUUGUAUUACGUUUAGUGAUUUGUGUCUGCACCUUCUCAAUUCUAUCUUGUUGCCUUUUUUUCUCUGACGACCGACACCAGGGCCUCUGCCGUUGGUGAUUGCUAGAACUCGGAUGCAAGUCCUGAAAGCACAUAACUCUUGUAUUUUAAUCUGCUGGACCUUUGCUGCCGACGUCUCCCCGACUUUAUCAUUUUUGACGGUCCUUUUUUUGAUUCUUAAAAGAUUAAUUCAAAGGAGGAGCGCAAACCCCUGACUCAUUGGAUGGACGGUGUUGACGCGCGAGUAGUGAUCCCAACUGUCUUGCUCCGUGCUGCAGACUGCGUCAGCACCAUCAGCCCCCGCUUUUUGCCGACUAUCAUCCAGAAAUCGCAAGCUUGACUUGUAAAAUGGAAACUGCAGGCGACACGAACCCCGAACCUCCACCGGAGGGACACCCCUGUGAGGUGUUCAGCAAGUCGGACACCGCAGAGAUACUUCGUGGGGGCAGCGACCCCCCGGCCGGCUAUCGGAGAGUCGUGCGCCAGCGCUUUGUUCGUCGAAGUUUGCUGUUUUCCGACUAUGAGGAGAUUACAUUUGAGGCCCCGGAUUGCUGUGACAAGAGCAAAGCUCUGAACAUUCACCUGCGCAGCCUGGUACAGCGGUCAUAUCUGCGGCAUGAGGAAGGCUCAAGCACCGAGAGCCGCCCGGAACGCAAGGGCAGCGCCACUGAGAGCAGCGCGAGUGCGGAGGAGGAGCUGCAACAGCAGCAGCAACCGCGCGCGCUACCUGGACCUCGCGCCCAUACUGCAACUCCGUCUGCCACAGAGGAUAACGAUGAAGAGGAUGAAGCAAAGAUGAAAGCUGUGGCUACCUCUCCUGAUGGUCGGUUCCUCAAGUUUGACAUUGAGCUAGGGAGGGGCUCUUUCAAGACCGUCUUUAAAGGCUUGGACACCGACUCAUCGGUGGAGGUUGCGUGGUGCGAACUACAGGAUCGCAAGCUAUCAAAGGCUGAAAGACAGCGAUUCAAAGAGGAAGCAGAGAUGCUGAAGGGCUUGCAGCAUCCUAAUAUUGUGCGUUUUUAUGACUCUUGGGAGUCUCAUGUUAAAGGGAAGAAGUGCAUUGUACUUGUGACUGAGCUAAUGACCUCAGGCACUCUGAAAACAUAUUUGAAGAGAUUUAAAGUAAUGAAGCCAAAGGUUUUACGCAGUUGGUGUCGUCAGAUUUUGAAAGGCUUAUACUUUUUGCACACUAGGACCCCUCCAAUCAUUCAUAGAGAUCUGAAAUGUGAUAAUAUUUUCAUUACUGGCCCAACUGGAUCGGUAAAGAUAGGUGACUUAGGCUUGGCUACUUUAAAAAGAGCUUCUUUUGCCAAAAGUGUAAUAGGUACUCCAGAAUUUAUGGCUCCAGAGAUGUAUGAAGAGCACUAUGAUGAAUCGGUUGAUGUGUAUGCCUUUGGGAUGUGCAUGCUUGAAAUGGCUACCUCAGAAUAUCCAUACUCGGAGUGCCAGAAUGCCGCACAGAUUUAUCGGAAAGUCACCAGUGGUGUGAAACCGGCAAGCUACAACAAAGUUUCAGAUCCAGAAGUUAAAGAAAUUAUUGGAGACUGCAUAUGCCAAAACAAAGAAGAGAGGUAUGUAAUUAAAGAUCUCCUGAAUCAUGGAUUCUUUGCAGAAGAUACUGGAUUGAGAGUGGAGCUGGCCGAGGAAGAUGAUGGCAAGAAAUCAUCAAUUGCACUUAGGCUAUGGGUUGAAGAUCCAAAGAAACUGAAAGGCAAAUACAAGGAUAAUGGUGUUAUAGAAUUUAGUUUGGAUCUGAUAAAUGAAAAUCCAGAAGAUGUAGCUCAGGAAAUGAUUGAUUCUGGAUUCUUUCAUGAAAGUGAUGCAAAGUUGCUUGGAAAGUCAAUAAGAGAUAGGGUAUCAUUAAUAAAGUGGAAAAGAGAAAAGCAGUGCCCAGUAUUGGUAGAUAAUAGACAUAUGGAUGAAGAAUUUCCAGAGAAGCUGAAACUGGCUCAGCAGCUCCCAACUGGUGUAACUGGUUCCGUCAAAACUGAACAGGCAGUUGUUGCUGAGUCUGAGGAACCAGAAGCUGAUCAAUAUAUAUCACUGCACAAUGUGCAUCCCAGCACCCCCUCUUUGAAAUCUGUCAAUAUGGCUGAUAGGUUUUUGGAACCAAAUGCAUAUCUUGGAUCUCAGUGCAACCAACACAGCACAGUGUAUCCAACUAUUCUGGACCAUGCACACUCAGCUGUACAGAAGAGUGACCAUCAGGUUCCUCAAGCCUACGUCCACCCUUCAGCACCUGGCAUUCCUGUUGCUCCCAGUGCCACUUCCAUUUUGUCCCAGUCAUUGGAGGUCAUUCCUGGCCAAGUGCAAGUUUUGACACCUACUUCACAGUAUUGUCAGCAGCUUCCUGUUGCUCCAGCUCUUGCUUCUCAUCCUGGAUAUGAUGUCUUCCCACCUGCCUUGUGUAGUAUCACCCCUGUGUCUGCUCCCUACUUCUCUUCUGGACCAGCAAUAUCUUCUGUUUCAGUGCCUCAACCAGUGUCAGUCUUUGUUUCUCAAGCAACUCCAACCAUUGGCUCUUCAAACCUUGCUAAGAACUCCACAACUCUACAUUGUAUGGGAACUGUUAAUUCUGAAGUCCCUACUGUGCUUGCACAGCCCUGUGUGAUUACUCUUCCACAGCAGCACAUCCAGGCAUCGGCUGUAUCAUUGGUUACUCCUGAUGAUACCCUUCCAGUCAAUGUAAUACACAGUUGUGAUACAAUUCCUUUGCUGCAGCCGAAGCUGACUCCAAUAUGUAAUCUCCCUCUACCUGCUACUGAUAUUUCUGGAAAGAUUCCCAGUGUUAAAGAAGAUGAAAAACACAUACAAAUCCAAGUGUAUUCCUCAUCUAAUACUGCUGUCCAGCCUUCAGUUCAUUUAGAUAAAAUAACUGGGUGUGGCUUGCUCCAGACUAUGCAGACCCCAGCCCCACAUGCAGAUGGGCCUCAUCAGAACCUGACGAUGUCAGACCAACCAUCAGUAGAUAUUUGUCAAGAGGUUGAUGGGGCCACAACACAAGCUGGAGAUGGUUCAGUCUAUGCCCUGCAUGACCCUGAGACCCCCCCGAUUGAUAAAGCGAGUUCUUUGCAAGAAAAAUCUCUCCCAUUGCACACUUGUUACUAUGACAGCAUGAAUUCAGAUGUUGCUUCAGGUAAGGAAAUGAGUGAUGGCUGUGAUGGAAUGCCUGGUGGAGGAAAGCAUGAAGGUAAAGUGAGGAGACAUCAUCGCAGAUCAACCAGAACCCGCUCCCGGCAAGAGAAGACCAGCAAGGCCAAGCUUACCAUAUUAAAUGUUUGUAAUACAGGGGACAAAAUGGUAGAGUGUCAGCUUGAAACUCAUAAUCACAAAAUGGUGACUUUUAAGUUUGAUUUAGAUGGUGAUGCUCCAGAGGAAAUUGCAACAUACAUGGUUGACAAUGAUUUCAUCUUACAAACUGAAAAGGAGUUCUUUAUUGAACAAAUGAAAGAUAUCAUUGAUAAAGCUGAGGACAUGCUGAGUGAAGAUACAGAGGGAGAGAGGAGUUCUGAUCAAGGAACAAGCCCCCAGCAGGGAGCAGUAUCUGGAAUGGACUCUGAGGAGGCUGGAGUGAGUUGGCAGUCACAUACCAAGCAGCCUGUUUAUCAACAAAAUGUGCUCCAUACAGGAAAAAGAUGGUUCAUUAUUUGCCCAGUGGUGGAAAGUAGAUCUGCUAGCAUUGAAGAAGUCUCAACCACUCCCCAGUCAUCUGCUGUGCAAGAGUCCAGGAUGUCAGCCUCCCUUGCUGGAGGGCUUCAGACUCAUUUGGAAAAUUCGGAUCUACACAACAAUACUUUGCCUUCUGCUGAUAUUGCCUCCUCUUCAGUGGUUUCAUUGGCCCCAUUAGCACAUCAGUCUGUCCCAUCUAAUUCUGUUUCAGUAGUUGAUGAUCAGCCUCCGUGUGAAAUAUCCAGAAAAGUGGAGAAGAAUGAUUUUUGUUUGCAAGGUGAUAUUACAAAAUCUAUUUUGGUUGAAGAGCCUUCUAAUGUACCCCUUGCACCACAGCACGCUGUUCAGAAAAUUACAGAGAUUGACUGUGCUACAGAAGUAACUGAUACCACAUGCUGUCAUAUUGUACCACCAAUAGACCGGGACAUUACCACUGUUCAAGCAGUAAACUCUUCCCCUGUUCUUGAUAUAAGUGCUCAUCAAGCUGAGCAACAGUCUUCUGCAUGUCGGGUAGAGUCUGAUCAGCAGCCUGUGGUCCUGCAGCAGCCAUGCGCAGUACAGAUGCAUUCGACAGUUAACACUGCAGGAGCCCUCUCCUCUUCGCAGCCCCAGAGCCCUGUUCAAGUUCCACACCCAUCUUUGUCAUUCCAGACCACCAUUCAGCAGGCCACCUUGGUGGAGUCUGAUGGAGAGGGUCCUCCAAGACUGGAAUUUGCAGAUAACACAAUCAAGACUUUGGAUGAAAAACUGCGUACUUUGCUAUAUCAAGAGUACAUGCCCUUGUCUAGUGCGUCAAGUAUGACGGAAACGAUCAGUUGUGCUUCAGAGGUUUCCUCUAUUCCUCCAGUUCAAGGAGAUUUCCCAAAUGGUAAUGACAAUAUGGGAAACUCUGGACAAGAUAGCUACCUCUACAAAGAGCUACUAACUGAAAAUGCAUCUAUUCCUGAUGUGUUCCUUGAAGCUUCAGUCAAUUGUAUAUCUGGUUUGAAUCAGUCACCAGAAAUCACUUCAAAAAUACCUCAGACUCCUUGCCUUUCCACAGGACCUGUCAAGAUUUCAGACUGCAAAUACACACUGCCAUGCUCCCCUUUACAGAGUCCAAUGUCUUUCAGCAACAACCAGAGUGAAUUUAGUAGAAAAGGUCCUGUUAAAGAUGAAGGAUCGCCUGCUCACAAUAGAGAAGGAACAGUUCCUCCAUCUGCAGCACGUGGUUUACCAAAGAACAGAUUUCAGAUAGUUUCCACUCCACCAGAUAUUGUACGAAAACUGGAUAGAACCAAAAAGUAUAGAAACCAGUCAUGGUCCUCCCCUCCACAAGAUUACAAGGUUUCUUCACAGCAAAGCCCUUUGGUAACUGCUGCUGUGCAUUCAGAAUUUACAAAGCCUAAAAGCAACAGACUGAAUCACUGUGAUGAUGUAUGCUCCAUAGAGAAUGAUCUUCCAAUAACAACAAUUGGUAGGUUUUCAGUUGUCAGUAUGAAAGAGGAGGAGAAAAGAGCAAAAACACCACCCUCUAACAGGUACUCUGCACCGCCUAUUUUUUACAUGGAUGCUGCUUCCUUGAGCCAAGAACAGAAGCCAGUGGUUCCUCGCACUCACACAUCUGUCUCUGUUGAUGUCACCAUUCAUGACCGCAAUUCUACUGACUCUGGUGAAGAUUCUGUUAGUGUAAAGCAUGCUGCAGUUCAGUCUUCAGGUGCAGGUGAUCAAAGCAGCAAUGACCUUAUGAAGAAGGCAUUUGCUCUCCUGAAAAGAUCUGGAAAAACAAACGUUAUGCAAGAGCAAAACUGCUCAAAGAGCAAAGAUACAAAUAUCCCAUCCAUAAAUGUCACUUCAUUUAAUUCCCAGGCAUCCUAUGUCAGCAGUGACAAUGAUUCAGAGUUUGAGGAUGCAGACAUGAAGAAAGAGUUACAAAGACUAAGAGAGAAACACAUGAAGGAGAUUUCAGAAUUGCAAUCUCAACAAAGAGGAGAAAUCGAAGAGUUGUACAAGAAACUUGGCAAGCCGUUGCCUCAUUCAGUAGGCUUUCUACAUGCAGCACCUCCUACAGGACGUAGAAGACGAGCUAGCAAGAACAAGCUCAAAGGAGGGAAGCUGUUGAAUCCACUGAUGCAGCAGCUGAAGAACGUGGCAACUAAUAUCGGCAGCACUGAUACUUCUACAAAUGUGUCCCCUGCUUUUGGAAAAAGCACUUGUGUUGCUGAAGAGAUGCCAGUAUUUGUGCCUCAAGCUCUUCCUUCCUCUGCUUCAGUCACCCCUGCCUCUGAACCAGUCCACACUCAGCAGCCUUGUUCUGUCAAAGGUUCAGUUUCCUCGGAUAAUAUCUACGCAACCGUUGUCAGUGAUGGGAGUGCAGCUCACAACAAAGUGAAUCAAGGCUGGACAGUUUACCACCAAACGUCUGAGAGAGUGACCUAUAAAUCUAAUAGCAAACCUCGUACCAGAUUCCUCAGUGGACCUGUGUCUUUGUCCAUCUGGUCUACUCUGAAACGGCUAUGUCUAGGCAAAGAGCGCAGUAGUAGGGCCUCCAAUAGCAACAGCUCUGGUCCUGUGACGUCCAAUCCACAGCUGCCAUUGCAGCCAUGCCAAGGACUUGCACUAGCACAAGUCAAUAACAGCAACAACAAAAAAGGCAUGUUCACAGAUGAUCUGCACAAACUGGUGGAUGACUGGGCUAAGGAGACUGUAGGGGCCACACAGCUGAAGCCCUCCUUAAACCAGAUCAAGCAAAAACAGCAGUGGAGAGAUAUGGAGCCUAAAAUGAAAGACCCUGAGAACAAGGUGAAAAGCACAAGUACACCCAGAAACAAAUAUAAUCUCCCUCUGUCAUGUCCGAUGUCUGCAGCACUGCCACCAGGGAUUUCACCAGCCAUGUCAGGGACUUCUGUCAGCCUAAUGCCACCGUAUCUUUUACCAAGCUGUCAGUUUGCAGGUGUUAUGCCAGCAUCACUGUACAACAUUCAAUGGCCUGGCCUUACGGGGCCAGCUGGGGUCCUGGGGGCAGUUUCUGUGCCAGUAUUUCCUUCUCUCAGCAAUACCAGCUUCCAGGCAUUUCCUUUAACUGUGCAAAAAUCUGUUGUAAACCCACCAGGCCCAAACAUGAGGACUACCUAGCUGCUGCUGCUACAGGUCUUGCCAUAGAGGAAGCUUUACUGGGAGGUUUAGUGGCUUCUAAAAUGGCAUUGUGAGCCCAUUGAGCACACACAGCCAUAUGUUGCAUCUUGCAAUCACUGUGAAACAUUUUCACAAAGAGUAGAAGUUACUACAGCAAAAGGAGACUGAGGAGGGAAGACAGCUGUGGUAACUUCUUAAACAAUUAAAGACACAUCAUGUGCUUUUGUUCAAGACACUAGGAAUAAAAAGUUUUGCCUAUACUAUGUUUUUUGGAAAAGAAUAAAUACCCUGGAAGAGUAUAUAUAGUGCCUUGGAAAUGCUUUCCAGAUUCUUCUGGAGACAGAGGGGACAGUAGACAUAUUUUACUUUCUUUUUGGAGUUUUUCACUUUUUAAUUUUAUUUUUAUUUUUGUAGAUUGCAGGGAGUUAAUUUGCAUUCAUAAAACUGCUGUACUGGAAUUGGUUGUAAAUACCUUUAUUUACUGUAGUUUUAAUCAUUUUUAGUUUUUGAGAGCCAGCUCUUUGAAAUCCCUCCUUCCUUUUCAUAUUUUACUUUCAUGGACCACCAGCAGCAAACCUUUGAUGUCUGAUUUAUAUACCCAAAAGCAAUGCUGCAUGUGCUAGUUGAGAAUAAACAAAUUGGCCUUUUUAUUCUUUUAAAUAGACAUUUUUUUUAUUUCUCAUUAAUCCCAUUAACAUCCCAUACACUAGACUUGUCUUAUGAUUUCAUUUAAAUUUGGUCCUUCAAUAAAAUGGUUCCAAAGUACAAAUGAAAACAAGAAAAUUUGAACUGUAGCCGGCUGUGCUCCUUAAUACACAUAAUUUUGGUAUAAAUAGGAAAUCUCAUUAGAUAGUAAUAUUGGUGUUACUCCAGCUAUAAAAGCCGGAUUAUGGUUUCUUCACCCGUUUUCAUUUUUUUAUUAAUACAUACACCUCUUUUUGCACAAUGUUUUAAAUAAAUGCAUUUACAACAGUGGGAUAAAAUGUGAUACGUUACUGCACCUGAUUUUUUUGUUCUUUACACUGUUUUUUAGGGGUUGUGCAAUCACAGACAUUUCAGUUUACAUUCCAAUUAUGAUUUUGCUGAUUAGGUUUGAACUUCCUUGCUGCUAGUAUUUCCUUAGAGAAGCACAGAAUGCCAACUUAUCUGGCUACAAAUUGUGAUUGUGAUAACAUUUCCAUGACUUUGACAGAGGCAAACAUGGUGCUCAACCAAUAUAGGUGUGUUGUGCCUUGUUAAAGUAGUAGGACUUGAAAAAUCCAUGUUGAUUGUGCCCAUACACAAAGCUGUGUAAACCGUGAGAGCACAAGUGUUUAUAGUGUUCACAUUUCCUUUAUCAAUUACACCACUGAGCAGUGUCCUCCUAAGCAUUAUAUAUACUGUAUAUAAUGCUUAUAUAUAACAGCCACACACUAGAUUGGUAGAUCAUGCAAAAAUAUGUCUGUUCUCAGUCAGAAAACAAAGCAAACCCAAGCAGACAUAGUGUUUGUUCUCAGAUGGCACUUGCGUUCCACGGCACCUCCUGUAGUGGGUACCACAUGUAGAUGCAUUGGAAAUGUCUUGGCACAUCAACUUUUAUCUCCAUUUCUUCUCCUCAUGCAGCAUCAUUACCAGCUACACAAAAGCUCAAGAGCAGAAUUGUCUUAUUCUAUGGAACUACAAAUUACUACUGCACUUUAGUUGGUAUUUUGUUCUUUCCUGUCCUCCUCCUACAUUAAAUUAAUUCAGUUUUUACCUGUUGAUUUUUGUGUCUGAGUACGGUGCUUCCUGCCAUUGAAAAUUUCUGUUCUCUGCUCCCUAUGUCUCUUUAUUUAAAGCCAUGCUUGGAUGCUUCAGGGGACUCAAUGCAGGGCGCUUUUGAUGCUUGCACUAUAUGUCAGACUUGCUUUUUGCCUGUUGGAUAUUCCUCUUAUGUUGACUGACUGAGUCAGUGGCACUUGAUCACAAAGAUUGUACAUCUUUAAAGAAAGAAAGAAAUAAACAUAUUUUGUGCUUGGGAAAAAAAAAACUGAUUUUUGAUCUCUUAUUGUCAUAAUCAACAUUUUGUGUCUUCCGCAAUCAAAAUCCGAUCUACUUAGUAUCCCUCUCAGGAAAUCGGUUUGUUUUUGCUCAAGUAAAGAUUCUCUUAACAUUAUUCUUAUCCUCCUGUUAAUGAACAAUUAAAUCCUAUGUUUUUGUUUGAGAGUGAUAGCAAAUUGUUAAUUUUUAAUUUCCACUUGGAGAAACUUUCCCCAACAGGCAUUACAGGCAGGCUUUGAAAUAAUGUCAGAACUGUGACCACUGCUUUACAUUUCACUGGGAUGUGAGUUAAGUACAAGACUAGGCUGAUAUUUAUAAAUUAUAUAUGAUGUUCAGACAAGAUUGUGCAAACGAUAGAGAAAACAGUUAAGUACAAACUGAUUCAGUAAGCAAGGUAUGUAUUGGAUGCAAAGUUACCUGUUUAUCAUUCUCAACUAUCUAAGAAAUAAUUGUUCUCCUUCGUUAAAUCUUUUAUCUUAUCCUUGAAGUGUACUAUUGUACACUAUUCCACCACCCUUUAAAGAAAUCUGACAAACACCAGCUUAGUUUGUCGAGACUAAUGAGAAUAUGCAGCAGCACAGUGAAAACGUUCAUCACUUUACGGUCACCUGUAGAUACUACAGAAGGUUAUUUCUUAAACUGUGUUCUGGGAGCUCUGGAGUUCUGUGAAAACUUACUGGAGUUGCUGUGACCCAUGUAGCUACUGGAAAAAUGACUAGCCACAAUUUAAUGCAACACUGAUUGCAUCUCUGGGCACACUGAUUUGAGCUCACCCAAACCAGAAGGGAGAGGUUCUGCUGUCUGUUGGGAGCAUGCAUUGAUAACGCGCUGCUGCACCCACCGCACGAUGAACCACCUGGAUUGGGACCGGAGUUCAGUGGGUGACACCUCGACACCACACUGGAACAGUGUGUGAGGUUAAACGUCUCUGAGUCUGAUGCAUGCAGUGCUACAAUCAUCACUGUACAUCUAGUUGUGUGCAUUAAUUGAACUGAAGGUAAUUAAUAAUAUCGUGGUUAUUUUUUUUAUUUUAAUUCUGUUACCAACAGGAGUAAACAACACCAGUUUUAUUUAUUUUUUUAUGAUAUACGGAUAUUUGCUGGUUUCAUGAGAUUAUUUUUGAAAAGACUUUGCAAUGACCCAAGAGAUGAAAUAAUUAUAUUAUUAAAGUAAAACUGUGACAUUGUACAAGUCUUCAAAGGUACAGAUUGCAACAUGAAGUUUGGUUACUUUGCUGGACAUACUUCAGCUUUUGAAAAAGUUUACCCUUUCACAUCAGGAAACACACAAAACAAUAUUUCAGUUAUAAUAAAAUAGAAGACCCAAAGAAGAAAAUUUAAACUUUGGAUAGAGAGAGUUGAAAACAACUUCAUUGAUAACUUUAAAUCUUAACUGACCAAAUUAAAUAUGCAGAAAAAGGAAAUGAAAAUUACAAUUUUAACCAACUAAAACUUGUGAUCACAUGUUUAGAAAAUGUCAUUUUUAAAGACUAUAUUUCUAAAAGUCAGAACUUGGUUUUUGUUUGGUCACUUCUGGAUCCAUUUAAUCUCAAAGAACAAGUACAAAAUGAUCCAUCUACAAAUGAAGAUGCGUGUGUUGAUCUUUCCUCAGAUAUUAAAUUUGAGGACUAGUUUAUUUCUUGAAAAUUUUAGGUAAAAAAUAAUAGAUGACUAUAUAAGAAACCUCACCUGGAUGCACUAGGACAAUGUUGACUUAUUUUGUUUUCUUAUUGUCUCACUUAUUUUUCUAUUC